Molecule: messenger RNA, 2115 nt
Organism: Cavenderia fasciculata
Lineage: Eukaryota; Evosea; Eumycetozoa; Acytosteliales; Cavenderiaceae
Exons: 2
Coding region: 1-2115 (704 amino acids)
Source: RefSeq, a predicted model, not a curated record
AUGUUUGAACAUCACAGCCGUAUGGCCGAUGCCGCCGCUGUUGUUGAUGCGGAACAACAACAUCAGCAGCAUCAUAAUCAAAAGAGCCUCGGUGAUACAGAGAUACACAACUUUUCUUCUACAUCUUCCACAUCUUUAUCUCUAGAUAAUAGUAACAGCAACAACAACAACUACGCCGAUAUAAACAAUAACAACAGUAAUCAUUCACAUUAUUAUCAUCAAAACACCAAUAUUGAUAAUACAAAUCAUUAUUACAACAAUAAUUAUAGAAAUAAUAAUAAUCAAUAUAUAUAUAACAACAACAAUAUACACCAACAAGAAGAACAAAUUGAAAUAGUUAUUGAUAAUCCAGAUUUAUAUUGGGAUAUAAUGAAAAUCAAAGAAGAAGAAGAACAUAUAACAUGGUUGGAAUCUUUAAACAAACAAAUAAGGAUUCACAAGGAUGAAAUCAUUGCUAGUCAAAAUUCGGUGGCUCAGGUGUACAAACAAUAUGUAAAUAGUCACCAAUAUGAUCAUCAAUUAUUAUGUAGUAUAUUUCUCUCCAAACUAUCCUAUGCCAACAAUGAAAAGGAAUUGGUUUGUCUUUUAUCAAGAGAUGAUAUUAGACUUUUAUUAAAUGAUGUACAAAAGAAUAACAAUGGCACCAAUAAUAAUAAUAGUAGUAAUAAUAAUCAACAAUAUAUUAAUAGAUUUAAAAAGUUUUAUCUAUUCAAACCAAAGAAUAUGAGAGCAAAAGUAAUAGUUGCUUUUGAUCGUUUCCAAACCAUGUUUGUGGCAUUUACGGGAUCGGUAACAGUUGAAGAUGUUGUAUUGGAUGUAGCAUGUGGUUUUCAAGAAAAGAUAUCAGUAGAACGUAAACAUCUAAAUUAUAUGGCCAUUGGUAGAUUGACCUGGGUCAUUGACUCGAUUCCACAACUCAUCCAAAUUGCCCGUCUUGCCAAUUGCAAGGCACUUGUAUUUACUGGUCAUUCAAUGGGUGGUACAUCUGCAACUACUGCAACUCUACGUGCCAUGGAAUUAGUCUACAAAAAAUCAAAUAUCAAUAGUAGUAGCAAUGAUCAUAGCAGCAGUAGUAGCAAUAAUAAUAAUAUAGAAAAUAAUAACGACGAUACAACUACCAACACCACAAACCACAACAAUAAUGUAAAUAAUGAAAAUAAUAAUAAUAUAGAUUCACAACAACAACAACAACAAGAGGAAGUGGAAGAAAAUAAUGUACAUAAGAAUAAUAAUACUAUCACUACUCUUGGACAAAAUAAUAGAUUGGAAUUAAAAUGUUUUAGUUUUGGAGCUGCUAGUUAUUUGGAUGAAGGAACUAGAAAGCAUAUUUCCAAUAUCGAACAUUUGUCAGAUUCACCUAUCUUUGCAACCUAUGUCAACGAGUAUGAUACCGUUCCAAUGAUGUCACAUCAUCCAUUGAUCGUACUCGAUAUUUUGUAUAUCUUUUUAGUGGCAUUUAUGCUUGUCUACUCUUUUAUGUACCCACGAUUACAUAUGGAUCGAUGGGUGUGGCUACUCUAUGUCAUAGCUGUCAAAUUGCCACUUCCCUACCUUUUAAUCCGUCUUCUCGACCUUGCCAUUGCUCGUGUCUACUCUGUUGGCCUCUUGGCCACCAACACAUAUACUUUUUGCGAGCGCAGAGGUCACUAUGUCGAGACAGACUCUCAUGUCAUACAAAACCGAUACCGGUCUCUACUAGACCAUCUCUUUAAGCUGUACAACUUCCGUCUCAUGUUUGCAGCCGACCACUCUAUCGAUCUCUACUACCAACGUGUCAUGCGUCAGACGCGACCCAACCACAAGAUCAAUAUUAUCCACUUUAACACUUGCAACAAGUGUCUCACUGACAAUAGCGGGCUACCCAUCAACAAUCCAAACAACCACCAGUCCCACCAAAACAACAGCCAGCGUGACACCCAUCGUUGUAACAAUCGAAACAAUCUUUUCCGAAUCCAAGAUAUCCAUAUUUUGUCAAACUCUAUCAACAACACCGAACUAUUUGAAGAGGAACAAAUCACUCUUUUAAAAAAACGUAUAGUUUUCAAAGGCAUGGCUUUAAUCUUGACUACUUAUGCCAUUUGGUUCCUUUCAUUUUUAAUUAUUAUUUAUAUUUAA